Aspergillus affinis is the source of this 405-nucleotide messenger RNA. RefSeq names its product 60S ribosomal protein uL24. The record is from RefSeq and is a predicted model, not a curated record. The transcript has 3 exons. The coding region runs from base 1 to 405 and encodes 134 amino acids. Gene Ontology annotation, molecular function: RNA binding; structural constituent of ribosome. Gene Ontology annotation, cellular component: ribosome; cytosolic large ribosomal subunit. Gene Ontology annotation, biological process: cytoplasmic translation; ribosomal large subunit biogenesis. NCBI's taxonomy places the organism in Eukaryota, Fungi, Ascomycota, Eurotiomycetes, Eurotiales, Aspergillaceae.
AUGACCAUUCAGAACCGCGGUCUCGCUUCUUCGCGCCGGAAGUCGCGCGCGGCGCACUUCAAUGCUCCCUCGAGCCAGCGCCGUGUUAUCAUGAGCGCUCACCUCUCCAAGGAGCUCCAGGCCAAGUACAAUGUCCGCUCCAUCCCCAUCCGCCGCGACGAUGAGGUUACCGUGGUCCGGGGUUCCCAGAAGGGCCGUGAGGGCAAGGUCACCAGCGUCUACCGUCUGAAGUGGGCCAUCCACGUUGAGCGUGUUGUUCGCGAGAAGAGCAACGGCCAGAGCGUUCCUCUUCCUCUCUCCGCCUCGAACGUCGUCAUCACCAAGCUCAAGCUUGACAAGGACCGUGAGCAGAUCCUCGAGCGCAUCGGCAAGGGUCGUGAGGCCGUCAAGAGCAAGUCUGCUUAA